Messenger RNA from Aplysia californica (California sea hare), 3358 nucleotides. Its product is annotated as two pore calcium channel protein 1. The transcript has 27 exons. Gene Ontology annotation, cellular component: endosome membrane; lysosomal membrane. The record is from RefSeq and is a predicted model, not a curated record. Gene Ontology annotation, biological process: monoatomic ion transport; transmembrane transport. Lineage: Eukaryota; Metazoa; Mollusca; Gastropoda; Aplysiida; Aplysiidae. The coding region runs from base 105 to 2444 and encodes 779 amino acids. Gene Ontology annotation, molecular function: monoatomic ion channel activity; voltage-gated channel activity.
AUGGGACCAGGGGGGACGGUCCCCUCCUGGAAGAGUUGUCGUUGUCCAGAUCCGGAACCAUCAAUGACCCUGACGGCAGCGAUGUGGCCAACGAGGUGGGCAACAUGGGGAACGACAUCCCUGACCCCCGCUCCUGCUAUGACCGACAGCUCAGCGAGCACAACCGACGCAAGCAGUGGACGCUUAACUACCAGGAGGCGGCUAUAUAUCUGGAGGAGGGUCGCAACAACGACAAGUUCUACACCCACCCCCAGAGCCACGACGCCCUCCCUGCCUACCAGGUGGCCCACAAUCCCUGGUUCUACACCUUAGAUCUGUUUGCUGCCGUGGUUGUCAUGUUGCUGGCUGCCUGCGAAAAACCCGCCGUUGCCUCACUGGAGAUGCCUGUUGGGAUUCAUGGCUCUAUCGAAAUGUUGUGCUUGCUCAUACUCAGCCUUGACCUUGGUAUCAGAGCCAAGUGGCUGGGCUGGAGAGUCUUCAUCAAACACAAACGUACUGUUGUCAAGUCGUUCAUGAUACUGCUGAUGCUGACAGAGGCCGUGGUGGUGUUGGUUCGGCAGGCGAACCACUUCAGAGUUACCCGAGCCCUACGUCCACUCUUCCUCAUCCACACCCAUUACUGCCAGGGUGUCCGCAGAAUUACUCGGCAGAUCAUGCAGUCUAUGCCGCCCAUCUUGGAUAUGAUUCUCCUGCUGCUUUUCUUCAUGCUUAUUUUCUCCAUUUUGGGAUUUUAUUUAUUUUCUGGAAUAGCCGAUUUUCAGAGCUUUUCCACCAUCAAAGACAGCUUUAUCAGUCUAUUUGUGCUGCUGACCACAGCCAACUAUCCGGACGUGAUGAUGCCAGCGUAUGCUGUGAACAAGUUCUACUCUCUGUUUUUUAUUGUGUACCUCUCUCUCGAGCUAUAUUUCCUCAUGAAUCUGCUCCUGGCUGUGGUGUAUGACACAUUCUCCAACCUAGAGAAAGCCAAAGUGCGCUCCCUGUUCUUCCACAAACGAGAGGGCUGUGUGCAUGCCUUCCGGCUAUUAGUCACUCAAAAUAACCACACCCAUCUCACUGUGAAGCAUUUCAUAGGUAUGAUGGAGUUCUUUGUACCGAAGAAAACGAGAAGAGAAUACUACCUCAUGUUCAAGUUCCUCAACACUAGUCAGACAGGCUUGUUGAGCCUAGACGAAUUCUUCAAUGUCUAUGAUGUGGUGCAGAUCAAAUGGAAGUUGAAGAGUGAUUCCAACUUAUGGUCAUCAAGUUUCAAGCAUCCUUGUAACAGAAUAUUCAGAGGUCUUCACUGGUUUGCAACUUGGUGCUACUUUGACUACUGUAUAUACAUUGUUAUUUUUGGAAAUUUCCUGUGGAUUCUCAUAGAAACAAUCCGCAUCUCAAAUGAAGCUGUGAGUGUGGCAAACUACAACUUCACAGCUAGCUGGAUCUCCAUUGUUUUUGUUUGUAUUUACUGUUUAGAGGCCAUAAUCAAGAUUCUCGGCAGAGGCCCUCAGGAUUACUUCACCAAGGGAUGGGACGUAUUUGACUUUCUGGUGACUAUCGUGAGUGUGGUGGGUGUGUUUGGCGAGGUGUUUGAAGACUCCUUCUACUAUGUCAUGGUGCUCAGGCCUUUCAGGCUGCUCAGGCUUUUCAAAAUAAAGGAGAGAUACAGGGAUGUCCUGGGAACAUUGUUUGUUCUCUUUGCAAAACUCUUCAGUCUUGCCAUCUGCAUCAUCAUUGUCUUCUACUUCUACGCCAUAGUUGGCAUGGAGGUUUUCUUCCAUUACGACUUGACAGACUGUUGCAAAAACUCCAGUGUGGAAGACUACUACGCCUUCAAGAAUGGCACUGUCCGCACUGGGUAUUACUAUUUGAACAACUUCGAUAACCUUUUCCAGUCUGGAGUGACUCUGUUUGAACUGACCGUGGUCAACAAUUGGUUUAUCACCAUGGAAGGUUUUGCCCUGACCGUUAGCGAAUGGACGCGUUUGUUCUUCAUGAGCUUCUACAUUGUCAUGAUGGUGGUGAUGAACAUUGUUGUGGCUUUUGUGCUGGAGUCUUUCAUCUUCCGCAUCAACUACCGACGUCAAAUGCACCUUGACGACAUUGAUGACCACCAUGUGGUGAAGGAGGAGAUAGCUCUGAAUGAGGAUGAGGUGCACAUGGUCAGUGUUCUCAGUGCCCCCGUCAACGGUCAGUUCAUCAACAGCCAGGAUGCUAGGGAGGUGCAAGUUUACAUAGGAGAGCGUACUCGAAGUCGAGAGGAUUUCAGCUUACGCAUGUACCAUGAUGAAGUGGAGCAAUGGAUGAGAGAAUUCCAAGAGCAAAGACAGGAGAUUGUGAGUACGUUGGAACGCAUGCGCUCACGUACCCGCGGAAGACCAAACUCUGAGACAAACAUGCAGGAAGUGAUCUUCUUGCCAUCCACGGAGUCGUACAGUUCUACUCUGACUUCCUCCGUUUCCUAGCAGAUUCACAAAACGUAUAAUGCGUUGUGUGAUAAUCAAGGUUACUGGUCUCAAUUCCCAUUCACCGCUACCAAAUUCGGCAUCAUUUUUGUAAUGGACCAUUUAUGUGUUAAGUUCUCAUGUGUCUGAAGGUGGCAUCAGUAGCCUAGUAGUAAGUAACAUAUACACCAUAUUUAUGUGUCUGAAAUUCUGUUGUAUUCAAAUUGUUGUUUUGUGCACUGUGAAUCUUUUGGCCUCCCGGUGUUCUCAAUCCCAAGGUACCAACCUGGAAAUAAUUCCUCUAAACAUAGAUUCUCUGUACUUUUUCCCCCUUUAGGUUGGUGUGAGAAUGAAGUAAUUCAUAUGUUGUUCUGAGGGAGUUUUUUGCAUUAUGUAAUCAAGAUUUUCUUGCUUUCAGCCUUGUGUCUCAUCUUUUGAGUGUGGUCCACACACUACCCCACAUCUACUACAGUUUUGAGUUGGGAUCUUCCACUACAAGUGAUCGUAUAAUUAUGCUCAGUUGUAAGUUUGGAUGAAAGGUUUGUUUUCAGUUAUCGUGUUAAGAAAGUGAGAUUUUUUUUCUCCAAUUUUCCUGCUAUUAGGCCCCUUCCUGCUCUCAUUCUUCGCCAACCGUGGCCGCCCAUUUCUUCAACUUUUCAGGCAUUUAACGGCCUCCUGGUGUUCACAUUCUUUUUGGGCACAAUUGGAAUGAAAAGAAAUUUGGACUGCUUAUGUUGACCUUGACCCACUUUCCUUCAUGGGAAUGUAAAGCAAGGCUACAGCUUAAUGCCUGUGUUCUGUUUAAUCAUAGUAUAUGUUGCCAUUGAGGAAAUCUUGUGGAAGAAACAAGGGGUAUGGUCGGACAGUUACCAAAUGUUGACUCUCAGGCUGUAGUAUUUUUACAGUCCAGUUUUGGCCGAGAUAAACAGAAAAAA